CGAGCCGAGGCGGCCACCGCGCUCCCGCCCCUCCUGGCCAUCCCUCGCCGGCGGCUCCACGCUGCCCACCCCGCUUUUAAGAAGGGGGGAGGGGAGGGGGGUCGUGUCAGGAUGAAGGAGCCGCUGCUCGGGAGCAUGGCCAUGCCGGGCAAGUCCCUGCAGAAGGCUUGCCGGCUUCUCGUGGUCUUUUGCGCCCUGCACCUCCUCGUCACACUCCUCUACUACUUGUCCGGACGGGAUUUCGACGUCCUGCAGCUCUUCUCCAAGCACCAGCAGAGCCAGGAGGGGCGCAGCUCUGUGCCCGUGACCAUGACCGAGGUCGCCAGGGAGUCGCUGGCAGUCUCCGCGGCUACGGGAUUGGAAAAGCCAGCCGGGGACCAGGCGGCGGCGCCUCCCGAGGAGGCCACAGAGACUACGGAGACUGGGCCGCCUAGCAAAGUCCAGUUGCUGCCCAGCUGCCCAGACCCCUCACCUCUUCUGGGUAAGCGCCUCUCACCGCCUCGUCCCCUCCCCGCCUCGUCUUCCUCCUCCUCCUCCUUCUGGCCUCCCCCUGUUGCCUCUCCCUGGGCUUAG
Messenger RNA from Gracilinanus agilis (Agile Gracile Mouse Opossum), 573 nucleotides. RefSeq names its product beta-1,4-galactosyltransferase 1-like. The record is from RefSeq and is a predicted model, not a curated record. NCBI's taxonomy places the organism in Eukaryota, Metazoa, Chordata, Mammalia, Didelphimorphia, Didelphidae. The annotation marks the transcript as partial. The transcript has a single exon.